AUGUCGAAUAAAGAACUGGAUUUGGCCGAACAUACAAAUGCAAUGGAUGUUUCGCUGGCUUUGGAUCCCAUUAAAUUGCAAAAUGAUAGCGAGCAAAAAUACUUCGAUUUGAAAGCACAGCAACAACAACAACAACAAGAUCAACAACAACAAGAGGUUCACCAAGGAACGAAUUUUGGCGAAACGACACUGAAGAUACUUUUGUCAAAAACUUACCGGGAUUUGCUCUGGAUAUUCGGUGGACAGGAAAAACCAGAAACGAAACAAAUUCGGGAACGGUAA
Molecule: messenger RNA, 282 nt
Organism: Gongylonema pulchrum
Lineage: Eukaryota; Metazoa; Nematoda; Chromadorea; Rhabditida; Gongylonematidae
Source: the annotation of a GenBank genome assembly